Oncorhynchus keta (chum salmon) is the source of this 780-nucleotide messenger RNA. RefSeq names its product metallophosphoesterase MPPED2-like. The record is from RefSeq and is a predicted model, not a curated record. The transcript has 5 exons. NCBI's taxonomy places the organism in Eukaryota, Metazoa, Chordata, Actinopteri, Salmoniformes, Salmonidae. Gene Ontology annotation, molecular function: hydrolase activity. Bases 92 to 754 code for a protein of 220 amino acids.
GGACCCUACCCCGUAUGACACUCCUAAGCCAGCAGGACACACGCGGUUUGUGUGUGUUUCGGACACCCACUCCCGUACAGAUGGGAUCCAGAUGCCCUAUGGUGACGUGCUGCUCCACACGGGAGACUUCACUGAGCUGGGCCUGCCCUCUGAGGUCAAGAAGUUCAACGACUGGCUAGGUGGUCUACCCUAUGAGUUUAAGGUGGUGAUAGCAGGGAACCAUGAGCUGACCUUCGAUAAGGACUUUAUGGCUGAGCUGGUCAAGCAGGAUUACUACCGUUUUCCCUCCGUGUCCAAACUGAAGCCCGAGGACUUCGAUGACGUCCAGGACCUCCUCACUAACUGUGUGUACCUCCAGGACUCUGACGUCACCGUCAAAGGCUUCCGGAUAUAUGGGACGCCAUGGAGCCCGUGGUUUAAUGGCUGGGGGUUCAACCUGCCUAGGGGCCAGUCUCUGCUGGAUAAAUGGAACCAAGUCCCAGAGGGCAUUGACAUCCUCAUGACCCACUGCCCUCCCCUCGGGUUCAGAGACUGGGUUCCUAAGGAGCUGCAGAGGGUGGGCUGUGUGGAGCUGCUCAACACGGUCCAGAGGAGGGUCCGGCCCAAACUACACGCCUUCGGAGGAAUACAUGAAGGAUAUGGCAUCAUGACUGACGGCUGCACCACGUUCAUCAACUCCUCCACGUGCACGAUCAGCUUCCAGCCCACCAACCCCCCAAUCGUAUUCGACCUGCCCAACCCCUCCAGCUCCUGAGAAUGACCUGUGAAAGAGGGGGGUUG